AUGAAGGACGAACACCAUGACAUGGCUACAGGAAUCUCUGGCCCAAGAAGAACCACACAGGAACCUUUAGAAACUGCAGCCGCAAAUGCAGAAGCUUCCAGACUAGCAGAUCUCUAUGGAGUAUCUUCCACAUCGAAACGCGGACCCCCCUUCCUCCGAGACAAUGCGUCCCCGAUUGCAUCGAAAGUUUCUACUCCAAUGGUGACCCAACGAAGAGGGUUCGGUAUAAGACUAUUUGGGAAGAAAUCGAACGUAGUGGUCGAGCAGGGUGUUACUGAGGACUAUCAAGCUCUCUCUCCAGACACCAACCCCUCCGGUGUGACAACAGCCAAUUCCGAGCGUAAGUCGCAACCCAGUCUUGCUUCGGUGUAUUCUCCCCCGCCAAGAGUAAAGUGUGGUACUGAGGAUGAGGUUCAUAACAAAGCUGAUGAGCAUAGUGUCAGGACUAGAACUUUCAGCGUCGAGACUGGAGAGCUUGCUGCAUUUGACGCCAAUGGAAAUUUGGCGCCGUAUCGAGACGGUCCUUAUGAUAUUCAUCAUGAUUAUUAUGGCCGACAGAUCAAACGGCGAUGGUAUGGACGACUUGAGGAUGGCUAUUUGGCAUGGUCGUCGAUAUUCCUGCAUGAAAAUUUUGGAUUUACAAUCUAUACUCCAUUAACAGAGAAGGAAGAGGAAAAGAUGAGGCAAAAUGAGUUCAUACCUGAUUGGAUGGAAUACUUUACUUCUCUACCAAAUCUAGCAAUCCCCAUUUCCUACUUCUGCAUCGGUGUCGCACUACAGCUACUACGGACACCUCUAAUUGUGUACUUUAUUCAAGAUCUUGGAGCAUCUGCAGCCGAGGUGAAUGUGUUGUUCACAGUCAUGGCUGUACCGUGGUGCUUUAAGGUUCUUUACGGUUUUCUUUCAGAUUGUCUUCCAAUUUCGGGAUUGAGGCGGAAGCCCUAUUUCAUGGCUGGCUGGGUCGUAUAUAUCGCAUCAAACUUUGCUCUCUCUGCUGCAACACAGCCAUCUAUUGGCAUGUGUAUAUCCCUUGUCUUUGUGCAAACAGCCGGGUAUAUGUUGGCUGAUGUCAUGACAGAUGCAUUGAUAGUGGAGAGGUCGAGAUAUGAGUCAGAAGCCGCUCGAGGGACCAUGCAAUCAAGAGGAUACAUUGUUCGCUUUUUUGGAAGCAUGAUUGGCGCUGCAAUCGGUGCAGUUGUAUACAACAAGGAUACAUGGGAAUGGUUUCUGCCAAUGCCCUUGAUUUUCUUUAUCAAUGGAGCCGUUCCUCUGGUUAUUCUAUUGCCCUUUGUACCUUACUUGCUUGAACUUGAAAACCAUUGCAAACCCAAACAGUUUUGGAAACAAUGUGAAGAGCUAUUCGAAACAGUUCAACUUCGAUCAGUAUGGCAACCGAUGACUUUUGUUUAUGUAUAUAACGCCUUGCAAUUGACAAACGCUGCGUGGAUGAACUUCUUGGUGGAAGGACUGGACUUCAAGCCAUGGAUGAUCGGGCUCGUCUCAGUUGUUGGCUCUAUUAUGGCUUGGGUCGGAAUUAUCACAUACAAAAAAUUCUUCUUUGCAAGUAACUGGAGGGUAGUGUACUUUUGGUGUACGACACUUGCGUCGGCUAUUGCUUUGGGUCAACUGAUAUUGGUCUUUGGUAUGAACAGGCCAAUAAUGAUUCCUGAUAUUGUGUUUUCGAUGGGUGACGAUGUAUUGGUUGAAUUUGUGAUUGCAGUUCAGUUCCUUCCCAUGUGUAUCAUGUACCUCGGCCUUUGCCCUCCGGGCUCGGAAGGGACAACUUAUGCAUUGCUCACAACUUGGAGCAACCUGGCAGGGUCCUUAGCCUUUGACAUUUCGACAGCAUUGACGGCAAUUUGGGAUGUUAGCUCGGAAACCAUCUCUGAGGGUGACUUUUCCGGUGUUUGGAAAUUGAGCUUGCUGUGUGGAUUGCUGGGGCCUCUACCACUUGUGCUGUUGAAAUUGAUUCCAAAGAACAAGGAGGAUCAGCAGAAGCUACAAAAGGACGAAACAAGGAGCUACUCUGCCGGGGUCGUCUUCAUUUUUGUGAUGAUAGUAACGCUGUUGAUCACAUUCGUGGAGUCUGUCUAUGAAGUUGCUUCUGACGAGGACAAUGCAUCCAUGGUCGCUGAUGGCAUGGAAGGAGGUGAUGGUGUCCAACGACGCUUGAAGCGACUGCUUAUUGGGCAUUAG
Molecule: messenger RNA, 2196 nt
Organism: Cylindrotheca closterium
Lineage: Eukaryota; Bacillariophyta; Bacillariophyceae; Bacillariales; Bacillariaceae
Source: the annotation of a GenBank genome assembly